AUGAAUCUUCAGUCUGAUUGCCUUGAUGUUCUAAAAUAUCCCACUUUUUGGAAGGAUACUGUCAAACCUUCACUCAGAGACUUUUUGAGCUUCCGGUAUCUGGAAGGUGAUUUGACUGAUCCGACAACAGAGCACCUUCGGUAUAAAGCAGAGCUGGACACCAUAAGUGACUAUUAUGAUGAGACUUCUGAAGUUGGAAAGAUGAUACAAAAUUGUAUACAAGGUUUUUCGAAAGAAAAAUGCAGUAGAUCAAUAAAAUUCUUUUGGGAAUUACGAGACAUUUGUAAUGAAUCAGAGUUAGUUGACGAGAAGUCAAAAUUGCAAUGGAAAGAAGGGAUAUUUGAAUUUGAAAAAACGGGACUAUGCCAUCUCCGAGAGACCUCAUCUGCCGUGCAAGAAAAACAAAUUUCAAGUUAUACAUCCUACGAGAAGUCUGAAGCACAAACAAAUAACGUGUAUGACAGAGCUGAAAUCUGCACACCAAAGCGAGCCAUUACGCUAAAAAAUAAAGAGAACGAAAAUUUAUGUUAUGAUACUUCACCAAAGUAUAUAUGCAAAAAACCAUUACCAAACCCUUUUUUGGUGAAUAAACAAGGGAAAAAACGUGGUUUUGAAGCCGAGGAAGAUGACGAUGAUGGUGACGAAGAAUUUGAUGCAAAUCUAACGGUUGUUGGUGGAAAAAGUGCUGAAUGGAUCGUAAAUAGUAUUCGAAUCAGAGAACGUCUCAAAGAAUACCAGUUGGAGAAGAAUCCGCCUAAAACGAGUCCGGAAUAUUAUGAUGUUAUAUUUUUCAAUUCUAAUAAAGAUGGGUUUUUAAAGACAUUGGAUGAAAGUAUCUUAACACAAAUGCUCAGCGAUAUAAGUGAGAAAGAAAUUGAAAAUACUGUGGAAAAUGAAAUCAAAUUGCUGUUAGAUCAUGUCAUUGAUCGUGAUAUUAAAAAAACAAAGGAAAAACUCAAACAAGUAAAGGAAGAAGACAUCGCUUUAUUUGAAAAUAAAUUCGCGUUGAAUUUCGUGAGGCAUAUGAUGAGACUAAUGGAAGAUAUCAAUUUAUUACUCGACCCAAUGUCGGAAGGCACAUAUAUUAAUAGUGUCCUAGCGCCCAUUUUCGAUGAAUUUUUUGUCAAAAAUAAAAGACAAUGGCGUGCAUCUUAUGGCGAAACUUGUCUUAAAGCGAGUGCAAGAGACAAAAAUUCGCAAAAAGAAGAUUCUGAACGCCGGUCCACCGGAAAGAAAAUUGACACUAUCAUUGAAUUGCGAGAAGAGAACGAAGAGUUUUCUGUCAUUGAAAUUAGUGGACCGCCGAUGAAAAAUAAUUGGCCCCACUAUAAAGGUGAUCGAUUGAAGAUUGCUAAAAUGUUAAAAACAAUAAUAAACCAUUAUGCGGAACUAAACCCGACUUCUGAUAUUACAUUGGUCAAGCUAUACGGAUUGCAAGCGUAUUUAAAUGAGAUUACUAUCUAUGAAUUUCGACUUAAAUUCGCUGAGAUUUAUACUAUGAGACCAAUAUUAAAAUUUUCCCUUCCAAAAACGUGGGCAGAUAUGGCAAGGGCCACCAAAUCUAUAAUGGGUUUUUUGAAGUAUGAGUCAUUGUUAGUUGAAAGCGCAAAAUCAAUUCAAGAUUUUUUAUGGAAUGAAGGUGGUGAAAUUGAAUCAUUUAAGAAAAUGACAACAC
This is a messenger RNA of Diversispora eburnea, 1675 nucleotides long. NCBI's taxonomy places the organism in Eukaryota, Fungi, Glomeromycota, Glomeromycetes, Diversisporales, Diversisporaceae. The record is from the annotation of a GenBank genome assembly.